This is a messenger RNA of Dothidotthia symphoricarpi CBS 119687, 788 nucleotides long. RefSeq lists its product as uncharacterized. The coding region runs from base 89 to 604 and encodes 171 amino acids. The record is from RefSeq and is a predicted model, not a curated record. The transcript has a single exon. NCBI's taxonomy places the organism in Eukaryota, Fungi, Ascomycota, Dothideomycetes, Pleosporales, Dothidotthiaceae.
GUUGUGCCUUGCCUGCCGAGCACUCGGCGCACCCACUGCUUGCGGCCUAGCCCGUCGAACGCUGCUCCCUAGAGCCUGCCCGCGAGCCAUGGACGACACAGACUUUGGGUUUGCCCAUCUCGAGUAUCGAUCGUCACGGUCCGACGGGCGCUGCUUUGCAACACCGCGACGGGCUCUGUUGCGUCAGUUGGCCUCUGGCUCCAGGCCGACGUCGUCGACGGUUUGUCGUCAUCGACGCCCGCCUGUCACGCCUCCCAGCCGACGGCACAUUGCACCACCGUCGCCACCACGAGGCUGUCGACUGCCCGUCUCGCCUUAUCAGGGCCACCACCAACUUGACUGCUCACCAGCGUGCGCCUGGCCUGCGCAAAAACCACAUCCCCUUAGCUCGACUGCACUGGCACUUGCCGGUACUGGCCGCUUACACCAGGCUUAUGACUGCCUCUGUGCAGACACAAACCAUCGAACCACUUCGCUUGCGCUUCUUCACACGUCCAGCACACAGCAUCACGAGGCCGUGUCGUCCAAGACCGCAUAUUCCCGUGGCUGGUCAAUUAACGAACUGAGGUGCAUAUCCACAUGCAGGAACCAGCACAUCGUUUGAUCUUCCGUCUGAAACAGGCUUUUCCCCGACCUGCAGGAGGACCACCAUCUCAACCGUCACUUGCUUUGGGGGCAUUUCGUCCUCUUUCGGGUUUUUUAGCUGUGUCGCACGUCAUGCCGCUUUUUCGCUCACUCUCGACCGUGUGCUCCUUCCAAGUAGUCUGUGACUGAUCGUACUGCUGCCC